AUGACGUUUUUAAUUGAUACUGUUUGCGAUAUUUUAAUUGUUGGUGGUGGCGGUGCUGGCGGUGGUCGUCAGGGUGCGGGUGGUGGUGGUGGUGGUGUCAUGUAUCUAACUAAUCAAACAAUAACCGCAGGAAGUCAUACAAUAACAGUCGGAAAAGGUGGGGUUGGUACAAAUGCUGCUUUAACACUUGGCACGAAAGGUUUUGAUUCAAGCUUUGACAGCUACACGGCAUACGGUGGAGGUGCUGGGGCUGGCAUGAGUGCCAACGUUUUAAAUUACAAUGCCAGCACUUAUAUCAUAGCAUCAGGAGGGGGAGGGAGGGGAUGGGGCGCUAGCGCCUCAGAUGAUGGAUGGUAUAAUGGAGGUUUAGGAAAUGGCAACACAUCAGACCUUACACUAAAUGGAGGCGUUGGAAACAAUGGCGGUAGAGGAUAUCAAAAAUACGUCGAACCGAUAACAGCAAAAAAUACUGGUUUAUUAGGAGGUGGCGGCGGUGGUGCUGGAGCUGUCGGAGGCGAUGCCACACCAAACAGCGCAACAUACAAUGGAAAGGCUGGAGAUGGUGGAAAUGGAAUAGAAAUAAAUAUCAAGGGUGGAACUGGAGCUGGAGGGCUCGGAGGUGGAGGAGGAGGAAGAAACAACGCAGCAGGAACAGCAGGAACGGCAAACACCGGAGGCGGUGGAGGAGGUGGCGGCUAUGCUAAUCAGGCAGGGGGAAACGGUGGCUCUGGUGUGGAGGCGAACAACAUCGCAGCAAUUGCCUUUAAUUGUUCAGCCAUCAGGUCAAACAGGAAUAAGCAUAAGCUUCUUCUUGAAGAUUACAGGUUUAAAGUCAAGCCCAGCCGAUGA
Messenger RNA from Guillardia theta CCMP2712, 849 nucleotides. RefSeq lists its product as hypothetical. The record is from RefSeq and is a predicted model, not a curated record. Lineage: Eukaryota; Cryptophyceae; Pyrenomonadales; Geminigeraceae. The transcript is spliced from 3 exons. Bases 1 to 849 code for a protein of 282 amino acids.